CAAAAGCUCACUUUUGUUCCUUACUCUAUAAAUAUGGAGAUCAUUUAUUUUUCUACUUUCAACUUUGUUACAAUGGUCAUAUGUUUUUCCUUUUUGUUUACUCUAUUGGCCAAAAGGAGAAAAUCAACACAAGAAAAAUUGCCUCCAGGUCCAUGGAGACUUCCUAUUAUUGGGAGCCUCCAUCACUUGAGAGGUGCAUUAUUAUUUCCACAUUGUAUCUUUAAAAAUUUGGCAAUGAAAUAUGGUCCUAUUAUGUAUUUGCAACUCGGAGAAAUUCCUACUAUAGUCAUAUCAUCUCCUAAUAUGGCCAAAGAAGUACUAAAAACUCAUGAACUCGCCUUUGCUACUAGGCCACAACUUACAUCCGUAAGCAUCACUACUUACAAUUUUAAGGACAUUGUAUUUACACCAUAUGGUGACGAAUGGAGACAAAUGCGUAACAUAUGUGUUACAAACCUACUAAGUACCAAAAUUGUCAAGUCAUUUGGUUCAAUUCGGAAGGAUGAGAUUAUGAAAAUCGUCUCAUCAAUCCGAUCCACGAAUGGUUCUAGUGUUGUCAACUUAACAGAGAAAAUGCUUCAGUUUUCGAAUUCAGUGACUUGUAGAUCAGCCUUCGGAAAAGUAUGCACAAAUCAAGGCGAGUUGAUUAAUUUGUUGAGGGACGUGCUGGACACAAUAGGAGGAUUUGAUGUGGCUGAUUUGUUCCCUUCGUGGAAGUUACUUCACAAGAUGAGUGGGGUGCAAUCGAAACUCUUGAAGCUGCAUCAAAAGGUUGAUGUAGCUCUUGAGAACAUUGUUAAUGAACACAUUAAGAAUCAAGCACUGGGAAGGAAGGAAAAUGGUGAUCAAUUAAUUGGAGGUGAAGAUUUGGUUGAUGUUCUCUUAAGAAUUAAGGAGAAUGGUGAACUUCAAUUUCCAAUAACAAAUGAUCACAUAAAAGCAUUCAUUGCUGACAUGUUCUCUGGUGGAACUGAAACUUCAGCUGGGUCUAUUAUUUGGGCAUUAUCAGAAAUGAUGAGGAGACCAAAUAUUAUGGCGAAGGCACAAAAUGAAGUGAGACAAGUCUUCAAAGGGAAGACAAGUUUUGAUGAAGAAGAUCUUGAUAAAUUGACAUACUUAAAAUUAGUGAUCAAUGAAACAUUGAGGCUACAUCCUCCGGGUAAUCUACUGCUAAGGGAAUGUAGAAAACAAACAUAUAUUGAUGGAUAUACGAUACCUCCUAAGACAAGAGUACUAAUUAAUACAUGGGCACUUGGAAGAGAUUCCGAAAGUUGGGACGAUCCUGAUAAUUUUAUACCAGAGAGAUUUGAAAAUUCUCCGGUUGACUAUAUGGGAAAUUAUUUUGAAUUUAUUCCAUUUGGUUCUGGAAGAAGGAUUUGUCCAGGAAUGCAACUUGGUUUAGCUAAUGUUAAACAUCCUUUGGCUCGGCUCCUAUAUCAUUUCGAUUGGGCACUUCCAUAUGGAGCUAGUACAGAAGACUUGGAUAUGGUCGCAAAAACUGGAUUAAGUGCAUCGAAGCAAAAAGAUCUGUGCUUAAUUGCCAUAGAGCACAGAGACAAUGGCAAAAUUUGAUGCUGUGCUUUAAAUGAAUAUGAAUAAGUCACAAGUACCAUACGUAUAGUUAAUGUGUAUGUUUGUGUGAUAUGUCUUGCUUUCAUCUUUGAAGUUUACCUGUAGAAAAUUAAUGAGGAAGAAGAAGAGCUACAGUCGUUUGUACAUUUCUUUUGGGUAAAAGGUGGAAUAUAUUGUACCGUUUAUGUAGUACUAUGUAAUGUGAUCAUAUAAUAUUUUUUCUUUUCCUAA
Messenger RNA from Capsicum annuum, 1803 nucleotides. RefSeq names its product premnaspirodiene oxygenase. The transcript has 2 exons. Bases 34 to 1572 code for a protein of 512 amino acids. The record is from RefSeq and is a predicted model, not a curated record. Gene Ontology annotation, molecular function: monooxygenase activity; oxidoreductase activity, acting on paired donors, with incorporation or reduction of molecular oxygen; iron ion binding. Lineage: Eukaryota; Viridiplantae; Streptophyta; Magnoliopsida; Solanales; Solanaceae.